UUGAGAAGAGAAGUUAGUUUAUCGUACUUGACUACAAACUGGGCCCAAACUCACUACCCACUAAUAAUAACUUGUGUUAGUCACCUUCUUGUAUAUAUAUAACGUGGCAUACAUCCGGAGAGGUAUGUUUGACUAUAUAUCAUAAAAAAAAUAUAUAUAUAAAAGUUUUAUACUUCCAUUCAUAUAAUGAUACCCUUAACUAAUAAUGUCGCUAAUCCAUUACCAUCAUCAACGAUGGGGUGGAAUUCAGAUAUGAUAAUAUUUUUAAUAAAUAAUGGGACAUUAAAUAACAAUAUAACAUUAAAUCAAACUGAGAGAAUUCUUAGUUCAGUAUCACAAGUGUCAGGAAUACUUUCAUUAUCAGUUUGGUUAUUUGCUCAAUUGCCGCAAAUCAUCGAGAAUCAUCUUAAUGAGUCAGUAUCAGGAGUAUCUUUAGCAUUUUUAUGUUGUUGGAUUGGUGGAGAUACUACUAAUCUUAUAGGAUGUAUUUUAACUAAAGCAUUACCAUUCCAAACUUUAUUAGCCACUUAUUAUUGUUUUAUAGAUUGUAUUUUAAGUUUACAAUAUUGGUAUUAUACUAGGAUAUAUCCUCAACAAAAGAUUCAUCAUAAUUUAUUACAAAGUCCAAAUAUGUUAAGACCUAUUGGAUCUCGUAAAAGUAAUUCUAAUUCAAAACAUGUACAUACUAGAAGAAAUAGAUUUGAACAAGAUAUUACUCGAUCUCCUAUGGAAAUAACUAAUUCUCAUUAUAAUGUGGGUAAUCAUAAUAAAGGUAGUUUUAUACAAAGAAUUUUAGGUGCUUCCUUUGUAGGAAGUUUAACUAAACCAGUUAAUGGAUUGCCUAUAGAAGCUGUUAAUUCCACUUCCACUUCCACUUCCACUUCCAAUUCCAAUUCAUUACAUAAUUUCACUAAAGAGUUUUCUAAUCAAUUAAAGAAAAUCUUAAUCAUAAUAAGUUCAAUUCAUAUCCAAAAAUUCAGAUAUUCUUCUGAAGAUAUUGGACAAAUCUCCGCAUGGGUAUGUUCAUUUUUAUAUCUUUCAUCAAGAGCUCCUCAAAUCUUUAAAAAUCAUAAUCUGAAAUCUACUAGGGGUAUAUCAGCAUACUUAUUUUUAUUUGCUAUGUUAGGUAAUUUAUUCUAUACAAUUUCAAUUGUAUCAGAUUUAUAUUUAAUUUCUAUGCAUCAAAGUUAUUAUGAAUCAGAUCCUAAUGAUUCUCAAUAUAAUAAAAUCUUAACUGAUCAACUCCCAUUUAUUGUUGGCAGUUCAGGAACUGUCAUUUUUGAUUGUAUAAUUUUAUUCCAAUGUUGGUACUUUGCCGAACAAUCACUGUCGAGAAAUUCUUCGGUAAGUCUGUAUGGAGAGAAUUUUGGUUAUGGAUCUUUGUAUGAACAAGAUGAAGAGUUUGAGCAUCAUCAUCACCGCCAUCAUAAUAAUAAUAACAAUAGCAGUAAUCAUAAUCAUCAUCAUCAUGGAAGAUAUAAAUCACGGAAUAGAUCUAGAACUCAAAGUAGACCGAGAAACUCUAAACGUAAACCAAGAAAGAAUUCCGUUUCUGAAUAUAGAAGUGAUUCACCCGGACAUUUCCAAAAACCGGAUUGGUAUACUACUACAGAACCUAAUUAUCCAUCUAUUGAUGAAACAGCUGCUUUCAGUCCUAAUAAUCUUCAUCAAUAUGAUAAUUCUCUGAAUGGUGGUGGAAUGAAUAGGGCUAUACCUGGAAGUAUUGCUGGACCUUCAUAUGAUUAUCUCAUGAGAACUCCUCCACCUGCUCAUUAUAUAUCGGCAUCACAUAGUCGAUCCAUUAUUAAUCAAGGGAAUAGUCAUCAACAAAGUGGACUCCUUUCAUCAACAAUUAAUGCCAUUACGAAAUCAUUAUCAUAUAAGAAUGAGAAUCCAUAUUGGCAAGUAAUUAAAUCUCCUCGUUCUUCUCAUUCAGGAUCUUAUGAUCAAUCUCAACAUCAUAAUAAUAAUAAUAAUAUGAUUCAUGGCUCAUCUCCACUUCCUACAUCUUUAAUACCUUCAAUCAUUGGGAAUUUUUCAUCAGUAUCAAAGAAAAUGUCCCAUGAUUCCAAAGUUCCAUUUUCUCCAAUAGAUUUCUUAGCUGAUGAUUUCCAUAGACCCGUUGAAGGUUCUUUCAGUACUAAUGGAGGUACUGGUAGUUCAAGUUUUCCUCAUUCUUAGUAUUAUAUAUUUAUUAAAAGUUUCUGCCAUAGUUAUAGAUGUUUAUUUAAGUAC
Messenger RNA from Scheffersomyces amazonensis, 2235 nucleotides. RefSeq lists its product as uncharacterized. Gene Ontology annotation, cellular component: fungal-type vacuole membrane. Gene Ontology annotation, biological process: basic amino acid transmembrane export from vacuole. The transcript has a single exon. Bases 187 to 2181 code for a protein of 664 amino acids. The record is from RefSeq and is a predicted model, not a curated record. Lineage: Eukaryota; Fungi; Ascomycota; Pichiomycetes; Serinales; Debaryomycetaceae.